Molecule: messenger RNA, 801 nt
Organism: Penicillium manginii
Lineage: Eukaryota; Fungi; Ascomycota; Eurotiomycetes; Eurotiales; Aspergillaceae
Product: NAD(P)-binding protein
Exons: 1
Coding region: 1-801 (266 amino acids)
Molecular function (GO): oxidoreductase activity
Source: RefSeq, a predicted model, not a curated record
AUGGCCUCUCCAUCCCUCAAAUAUACUUCCAAACUUGUCGGCCAGCGUGUUCUGGUUUUUGGAGGCACCUCCGGCAUUGGAUUCAGUGUCGCCGAAGCAGCCUUUGAGCACGGCGCCCACCUCGUCAUUUCCAGCUCCAAUCAAAGCAAGCUCGACAAAACAAUUUCUAGGCUAAAAGCGGCCUAUCCCGCCCAAAGUGAAAAACAAACCAUCACUACUCGUGUGUGCGACCUGGCCGAUGCCGCAAAUCUCGAUGCCAACAUCCAGUCUCUUUUCGAAACAGCCACCAACGGCGGCACCGUUAAGCUGAACCAUGUUGCUUUUACCGCAGGCGACAUGCUUAGUCGACCUUCUCUGGAAGACCUGACCCCCGAUGUCAUCUAUAGCGGCAUGAAUGUCCGUUUCGUCGCCCCGGCCGUGAUGGCCAAAUAUAUCCACAAAUACGUGGAGCUCUCCCCGGCUAGCUCUUUCACUAUCACUAGUGGUGUUCGCAGUAAAAAGCCUGCGCCGGGCUGGACUAUGGCUACUGCUAUUGGCUCUGCUGCUGAAGGUCUUGCUCGUGGUCUGGCUAUGGAUCUUAAGCCUAUCCGGGUGAACGCUGUGUCUCCUGGUGCGGUGCACACGGAACUUUUCUCUCUGUUCCCCAAUCUCGAUGCUGCUCUGGAAAAUUUUCGACAGGCAUCGACCACCGGAACAGUUGGUAAACCGGAAGAUCUGGCGGAGAGCUAUAUCUAUUUGAUGAAAGACCAGUUCGUGACUGGUACCGUGAUCGAGUCCAAUGGCGGUUGUCUACUCGUUUGA